AUCGUUGCAUUUGGCUUUCUGGUUUGGCGUACGACGAACGUUGUUUAAUUGGGUUCCACUUUCGACCCAAGAACAGCAACUACUUGCUUACUUCAGCUACUCCUCGGCUAUCUCUGUACUGUGUCCCGCACAUUCUUUCUCGCACUUUGAACGUCCUCUCUAGACAACAUGUUCAAAUCUCUGUUCGAGGCCGCGCAGAACUCAGCGUUCAAGUCGCCAUUCACCAGCGCUAACUGCCAGGCUGCAACCCCAUCGACCCCUCUGCUGCCCUCCGCUGUUGGCGAUGCAUCCCGCCAGUUGACCCCGAAUCACAAUUUCGCUGCCGCUGCAACUGCUCAGGGUGAUUCCUGUGAGUUUGGCUCCAAUCACUAUUUCGUGCUCUGCGGCCUGGGUGGCAUCAUCUCCUGCGGCACAACCCACACCAUGGUGGUGCCUCUCGAUUUGGUCAAGUGCCGUCUGCAGGUGGAUCCCGCCAAGUACAAGAGUGUGGUCAACGGUUUCCGCGUCAGCUUGGCUGAGGAGGGUGUCAGGGGUCUGGCCAAGGGCUGGGCGCCCACUUUCAUUGGUUACUCGAUGCAGGGUCUGUGCAAGUUUGGCCUCUAUGAAGUCUUCAAAGUCAUCUACUCGGAUGCCAUUGGCGAGGAGAAUGCCUUCCUUUAUAGAACCGGCCUCUACUUGGCCGCUUCGGCCUCGGCCGAAUUCUUUGCCGACAUUGCGCUGGCGCCCAUGGAGGCGGCCAAGGUCAAGAUACAGACAACACCUGGAUUUGCAAAGACGCUACGCGAGGCGUUGCCCAAGAUGACAGCCCAGGAGGGCAUUUCGGCCUUCUACAAGGGUCUGGUGCCAUUGUGGAUGCGACAGAUUCCAUACACCAUGAUGAAGUUCGCCUGCUUCGAGCGCACACUAGAGCUGCUGUACAAGUAUGUGGUCCCCAAGCCUCGUGCUGAUUGCACCAAGGGCGAGCAGCUGAUUGUCACCUUUGCGGCUGGUUACAUUGCUGGUGUCUUCUGUGCCAUUGUCUCCCAUCCCGCUGAUACCGUUGUAUCCAAGCUGAACCAGGCCAAGGGCGCCAGCGCUCUGGAUGUUGCCAAACAAUUGGGCUGGUCUGGACUGUGGGGAGGUUUGGUGCCUAGGAUUGUCAUGAUUGGCACACUGACUGCUGCCCAAUGGUUCAUUUACGAUGCAGUGAAGGUCUUCCUGCGCAUGCCACGCCCACCACCACCAGAGAUGCCCGAGUCCCUUAAGAAGAAGCUGGGCAUUACUGGUCCCCAGUAAGCAAGGUGGAUAGAAGUUAAAAAACGGUUUAAAUUUAGUGCAAACAGAAUAUUGAACGAAUUAACACAGAAUGUAUAGAAAACAAGAUAAAUAAAAACACAUUAAACUAAAACACAA
This is a messenger RNA of Drosophila nasuta, 1392 nucleotides long. It is a transcript of the gene Mpcp1, whose product is annotated as Mitochondrial phosphate carrier protein 1. Gene Ontology annotation, molecular function: phosphate transmembrane transporter activity. Bases 169 to 1275 code for a protein of 368 amino acids. Gene Ontology annotation, biological process: mitochondrial phosphate ion transmembrane transport. Gene Ontology annotation, cellular component: mitochondrial inner membrane. The transcript has 4 exons. The record is from RefSeq and is a predicted model, not a curated record. Lineage: Eukaryota; Metazoa; Arthropoda; Insecta; Diptera; Drosophilidae.